This is a messenger RNA of Bicyclus anynana (squinting bush brown), 7896 nucleotides long. RefSeq lists its product as uncharacterized. Gene Ontology annotation, cellular component: cytoplasm. Gene Ontology annotation, molecular function: RNA binding; DNA binding. The record is from RefSeq and is a predicted model, not a curated record. NCBI's taxonomy places the organism in Eukaryota, Metazoa, Arthropoda, Insecta, Lepidoptera, Nymphalidae.
UUAAAAAAAAUCCAAACUAUUACAAUUUUUGAAGCUGCUUCAAAAAUCAAUAAAACGCGUUUUUUGCUUGUUUUUAGCAAUUACUUGUUAAAGUAAUAACAAAUGAUUAUGAUUCCGUUGAUUUUAUUGUCUUUCGGUGAAGGUGAUGUGUGAAUUUAUAAAUAAGACACAAAUUAAAUUUGUCUUGAUACUUGAUCGAUAGACCGAUAGUAUGCGAAGAGUUCAAGCAAUUUGCGAGUUGUUUUCAGUUCGAAAUGGUUAUUCAAAAGAAUAAAGACACAAGUAAUUUAGCAAGUUUCGUUAGCUCUACGGGUGCAUGGAAUUUGCAGGCGCCAUCUAAAAUUAUCAAUAUACGCACGAGCACAACAGCCAACAUGCAAGCGAAACAGCCCAUCACUCGCCAGAUAGCCAUAAGUACAUUGGCGGCCAUGCACCGGCGCUUCAGUCUCCCUGGCCCAGUUCAACCCCACUCGAGACCUAUUGCAGAGUUUCGAGCGAGCGCCAACAAAUCUCUGGACAUGUUACGCCAAACCAUACAGUCUGCAGUCACAAGGGAAAUUGAUCAAGUUAUAAAAAAGUAUUUAGAAAAAUUCUUUGUUCCUGCAGUAAAUAAUAUCAGACUGAAUUUAGGCGAUGAGUCUGUAAGUGAGGAUCAGGUGAGAGCAGUUUGCCGGGCAAUGCUUGAUGCUACAAGACUACUUUAUUCCACUCCUCCCAGGACUGUAACCACAGGUUUUACUGAUAUAACAUCUGAUAUGGAGACUAGCAAUAAUGGAGAAAAUAAAUUAACACGACAAACAUUCCAGAAUACAUCACAAAAUAAACGCAAAGAAAUGGAGUUAGAUAUUGAUUUUUCCAAAAUAAAGAAGAUAAAACUAGAGGACACCACAGACAGUGCAUCAUCAUCUCCCUUGCCAUCACCAGCGCUCUGUGACCCUGAUAAAUGGAAUCCAGCGAGGCUCACUAAGGACACUCUGUUUAUUAUGGGAUCUCAUGCACACAAAGUGCUAGGUCUUGGUAAUUCAAGAGGUCGUCUUUACUCAAAACAUCCAGGCUUACUGCGAUAUCCAGCUGACACUGCUGACAAAGAAUGGAUUGCCACCCACAAUCUGGUGAAUGCUGUUGGUGGAAAGACUUACAUAAUGAUAUUAGAAGAUAUUGAAGAACUUGCAACCAGUGAUACAUACAAACACAGCUCACUUCCUUUGCUGGGUGAAUUGACAGGAUUUAAAGUUCCACCGUUUAUGUUGAGGAAAAUAAAGGCCUAUGCAUUAAGGCGAACACUAACCGGAGACAUCCCCAAUGCUGACAGUCCUCAGCCAUCUACAAGCAAUGCUCAAGAGGACAAAUUCAAAAUAGAGGACAUAAAGCUUGAAGCACACGACGAUUUUGACUCCGCAAAUUUCAAUGCCAGUCAAUACAUGACGAGCUCUGACACUUCUAGAGAUUUCUCUGAAGAUUCUCUCAUGAAAGAGGACACCGAUUUCGCUGACAUAAAGGUUGAGGACAUCGAUGAUAUUAAAGUCGACAGUAUAAAAGUGGAAGAUCUGGACGAAAUUAAAGUAGAUGAAGUGGAUAGUUUAAAUGUCAGUGGCAUUAAAGUUGAAAAUAUUGAUGAUCUAAAUGUUGAUGCGAUAAAAGUUGAAGACAUAAAGAUGGAGAAUGAUGAUGCGUUCGAUCUCUGCAAGCAGACAGAUGAUGAUGAUCAUAAUCUUGUGGAAGGGUUGCUGGAGGCUGAUAUAGAGUUUUUGAGUCGUAAUUUGGGUAACAUUGAGAGUGAAGCUGACGCUAGAAAAACUAUUGAGAAACUGACGGGGGCUAAUCCUGAUACAAUUACUCUGGUUGGCGAUGAAUUCGAUUUGGGAACAACUCUUAACACAAAUAAUUUCACAGGUAACCAAAACACUAAGUGCAUAACAGUAGCAUCGACCACCAGUGGCAUGGUGCACAGCGUGCCAGUGGCGCACAUAGCCGCUCCGCCCCGCAUCACUGGCAGCACGGUCCACUACUACACCAGCGGGGGGGUCCAACCCGGCCAGAGGACCAUACACCAUCUCCCGCAAGCCACUGUCACUAUACAGAGCAUCCCGGGGUCCAACUCGCAUAUGAUUCGAGGAAUCCCUAUCAACACCAAAUCGGGCACGAUCAGCACGGUGAUGUCGCAAGGCACCGCGAGCACGAUCAUCGGCUUCGGCACGCGAACAUCCAACGCCACCAUCAUCGGAGCCCCGCAGAAGAUGUUCGUCGGAGGUCUCAGCUGGCAGACUAGUCCAGAAAGCCUACGAGACUACUUUAAUAAAUUCGGCGAAAUCACAGAGGUUAUGGUUAUGAAAGAUCCCACGACGAGGCGGUCGAGGGGCUUCGGGUUUAUCACAUUCGGCGACCCAGCCAGCGUAGACAAAGUUUUAGCGCAAGCAACACACGAAUUAGAUGGUAAAAAGAUAGACCCCAAAGUGGCGUUUCCCAGAAGAGCACACCCAAAGAUGGUGACCAGGACAAAGAAAAUCUUCGUAGGAGGGCUAUCAGCACCCACAACGCUGGAAGAUGUAAAGAAUUACUUUGAACAGUUUGGACCGAUCGAGGACGCCAUGUUAAUGUUCGACAAACAAACCAAUAGGCACAGAGGUGGAAUGCAAAAAAGCACAGCCCAAAGAAGUCAUGCUUCCAGCGAACUUGGCGAAGACGAGAGCCGCCGGACGCGGCGCCUACGAUUUCAUGUGGUCAUUGGGUGCUCUUCCUGACGGUUUCCCCGCAGCGUACGCCGCCUACGCGGCAGGACGUAGCUAUUCGGGCUAUCCUAGCUUCGGGCUGCCGUACCCCGCAGCGUGGUGUCCGCGCCGCGCGCCCCCUCGGCCGGCCGUGGACCUGACCAACGGACAACUCACACCGAAUAACAACACACCGCUGCUCGCGCAGGCGCUCUCAGUGAUGAACAACUACCAGGCUGCCGCGGCUGGGUUCGGGCCGCCGGCCUCGCCGCACACGGCCGGGGGUCGUGCGGGGUUCCCGGCCGCUAGCUCGCCGGGCCCCGCGCUCGACGUGUACGGCUCGGCGGCGGACAGCGUCGGCUACGUACAGGCAGCGAGCCCCCAGCCCUCCGGUUUCCCCGCCAUCGCUGUCAGCCGUGCACCCCUCAAUUACACCCCAGGACCCUUGAUUCCUGCGGCUUUCACCAACGGUUAUCAUUGAAAGUGUUAUAGCACAAUAUUUAACGUGGCGAGCGGCGUGGCGGCGCGAAUCACCCCGACGCCUUUCCCCGAGCCGAGCGUUCGCGCCAGCUGCCGGCGAGCGCGCGCACGCCGCGGCCGCGAACACCUGCGAGCCGCGCCACGCGCCGCAUCGGCGACGGUCGUGUAAUCCGUCCGGCCACCGCGCGGACCGAUCCGUCGACCGCGGCAUCUCAACCUCACCGUACCCACCACCACGUUCCCAACUCUCCCGACCCCACGACCCGACCUCGAUCCCCACCCCUUAAACUUCGACACCUUGUCUAUUGUAAAUAUUGAUAAUCUACUUUUUGUCGUGUGAACGAGAGAUAGUCUAUUGAUUAAACAGGUAUUUUUUCAAAUUAUUCUCGCUUCGACUGUACCGUAGAUGUGUUGUCAAUAUAAACGAUUAAACUACAAAAUAAAAAAAAAUACAUUUCGUAAUACAUAAAGAGCAUCUAGACGAUUCGAUCGCAGGGAGGUAUAUCUUAAAAUAUUUUAUUAUUCAUAGUUAAAUUACAGUUUAAGGUGUAACUUGCAUGUCGACAUUUCCAUUUUGCGAGUCGUUUGAGUUGUUAAUAGAGGAUCGGUUCCGUGGCAUUUAAGAAUCGCAUCCGGCGUUCAAGUGUUUCGCGUACUAAAAUUUUCGGUAGUGAGCUUUUAUAUAUAAGAGUUUCGAGCGUCAUUAGGAGCCGAUUGCGGGCCCCGGCCGAGCGCGUCCGCUCGCCCGGGCUCGCGCAUGCAUUCGGUCGGUAGCGGUAGGUUGGUCGGCUGACCGGCGCCGGCGAACACUUCGGAGACAAUAACGCGGUUCGCGACCGCGCGAUCGCCGCGCGCUAUCUCGCUCGUCCACCAACACAUAUUUUAUUCUAUCUAUUUUUAAUAUUAAUGUCAAAUAUUAACAUAAUUACUAUACUAAUACAUAUUUCGCAUAUUUUACCUAUGAAUGUAAUUAUUUUCGCCUAAUUCGAAUUGUAUAAAAUCACAUCUAUGAGCGGCUAUUCUGUUUCUGUAGAAAAAUUCUGGAUUACUUCCCUAUAAGACUAUGUUAGUUACGCGUAUACAUACUUUCUUAAUAUUAAUAAUAUGUAUUAUGAUAUAAAAUUUUAUCCUAAGGAUAACAUGAUCAUAUUUACGAUUUUCAUAAGGACAUUUUGGAAAGCUAAGUCGGUACAUUUCAGAAUAUCUCUCAUCACAUUAAGAUAAUAAUUCAUUUCUAUCUUGUACCUUUGAAAGUAGGUAUUGUAAUUAUAAUAAAUAACAAUUUUGUGCAUUACGUAAUUAAUAUUUCAUUGUUUCUUACGAUUGUAUUUACCUUAAUAUAAGACCACUGUUGAAAAUAUUUGCGGCUCCACCAGAAACGCGGAGUCACACAGUACUUAGUCGUAUUUAAAGUUUUAAUCAAAAUAAUAAUAUACACAAUAAAAAUUUUCAUACAGAAAAGGCGAUAAAGACAAUUCUAACUUUUCAAUAAACCAAAGACAGGGAUAUAAAAAAUCAAAAUCAAGUGCGCAGGUUCGAGGUAAUAGAGUAAAAUAAAAGUCAAUUCAUUAAUCAUAUUCGUUAGGUACUGGAAAACUUUUGACCACUUUGUCUAGUUUGCAGCAGUCAGGAGUAAGGCACGCAAGCGCAGCUAGCCGAGCGCUGCUCGGCGCGGCUCGGCUCGGGCCUCCGGGCGGUCGAUGUCUGAGCGGCGCUUGCGUCUCUCGCUCGCUACACACACGUGCACUCGGUUGCAAUCAUUCGUUAUUUACUAUUAUUACUCAUUACCAACAUCAAUUAAACAUUAAUAUUAUAAAUCUAGGUAUUAAAUUUUAGGUAAUAAUAAUGAACAAUCUUUUAAAUGCUAUUAUUAUAUAAAUACGUUAUAAAUAUAAAUGUUUCCUGUUACAAAAAUAUUGAAAAUGAUACGAAAUAAAUCAAUAUUCUUUUUAAAGGUAAUUUAUUACUUAUGAGUAUGUAGUUAAUUGAAUAAUGGAGUGUUAAAAGGAGCGUGCCCGUCACCGGGUGGCGCGCUCGCUUCGCGUUUUUUGUUCGUUCAUGCCCAAACAUCGUUCGCUACGUGAGAACCCUCACGAGCCGCGCUCGCCCCGCGCGCGCGACUUCCCGCAGGAGACGCGACCGCUAUUAUGUUGUUAAACGUUAGCUAGGAAAUUGAUAAUAAAUCGAAGGUGUGAGUCUAUUAUAAGACGGUCGGAAAAUCGAUAUCAUACCUAACAAAUUAACGUAAUUAUUUGUUUUAUAUUUACGGUGUUAUAGGUAUUUAAGACAUUUUUCUUAGAAUAUUUAAUUAUUACGAUGAAAUGUUAUAAUUGUUAGGCCCAGGCCGACGGCGGGGCGGCGCGCGCGCACCGAGCCGCCGUCGGCCGUCUCAUUCACUCUUACAUCCUCACUAUAAUUAUAUUUUCUUACCGACCUUUUUAAUGUAGGAAAAGCGUACACGGCCGCUUAUCCCCGUGCGAGUUCGAGUACAAAAGAUACAUAAUAUAGUGAGAGACGUUCGUUUCGCUCGUUCGUGAGAAGCCAUCGGUUCGCCGCGACUGCACCGAGACGACCCAAUGACAAUUACUAUUGUAUAUAAAUAGUUAGCCGCAUGUGUAAAAACGUAUUAGUCGAUACCAUCUGAUCGAUAUUAUUAGACUCAUUCGAGCUACAAUCAGGAUUAGCUUUACAGAGAUAUUAGUUUCAUUGUUGUUGUUAUGGUUUGUUGAUACAGUUUGUGAGCUUGUUUCGUUAGUCCCUUUAGGGCUUCCACACGCGGGUCAUUCUUUAUAUUGUAUGAAUUUUUAUAUUUUUUUAUGUGCAUUAUUAUUAUUAUCAUUCUAAAUGAUUUUAAGUAGCUCUUUUUUAUACUAUUUAAUUAAAGUAACGUAUUGCCAAGCAAUAUAUAUUGAAUAAGACGUAAAUUUUUGAAUACAAUAUUAGCGAAAAAUUGGAGUUGUUACGUAGAUUCAAUCAUUCAAAAUGAAUAGUUAGAUUUGUUCGGUAGCUGGGUAUGGCCCGCGUGUACGUAGCCGCGGCUCGGUGUGCGCUAAACUAACUUGUACAACGAUAUUUUCAUAGGAAUGGCUACCUUUAGAUUGAAAUCGUACGGCCAUUUUGUAGUUAGUAUUUUGGGAUUGAUCACUCGAAUGCGUAGGACAGUCCAAUCGGUCAUUUCGUAAAGGAAACUGUGGCUUUGAGAAAGAGGCAUAAUCUUGCCUCUGACCGGCCGUAGCUUAGGACGCAUUUUAGUCUAGAGUUGUCGCAGCCGCCAUCGACGCCGUUACAUUCUCGCUUGUUCGUUUCACGUUAGUUAUUUAAUUUCAGUCGCCAUUUUAGAGAUGUUUUCUAUAUCAAAUAAAGACUACGUAAUAAUAUUAAUAAGCGAGAUCUCAAAUUUAUUUUAAAAAUUCGUUAUGUGAUCAACACUGCGACUUAUCGUAUAAUAUCCAUCUAAGUAAAAAUUAAUAAAAAAAAAUAAUUUAUUAUAUUUUGUAUAAUAACAUUCUACAUUAUUUUACACUAUGUACUUUAUAUCGUUAAUAAAGAUAAUAAUUAAUUUUAAUCUAAUAAAGUGACAGACUGGUAAAGUUCGUAGAGUCGCCGAGGCGGCCUUAGAUCAGUAGCUUUGCAUACUCGGCAUUGGCCAACUUAAUGUUUCAAGGACCAAAGGUAUAGUUAUUCGCGUAGGACCGGACGCGCAUUGGCUCCACACGAACCGACUCAUCCGAUCGGUUGCAUCAAGCAGCAUCUGAGCGUGUCUGUGAGAAUAGCGCUUGAGAAUCAGAGGCGGGCUGAGCGGAGCCGCCGCUGCGCGCGCUUGCUCGCGAGCGGCGCGCGGCUCGUCGACGCUCGCAAACCACUCGCGAGCGGCGCGCGGCUCGUCGAAGCUCGCAAGCCACUCGCGAGCGGCGCGCGGCUCGUCGACGCUCGCAAGCCACUCGCGAGCGGCGCGCGGCUCGUCGACGCUCGCAAGCCACUCGCGAGCGGCGCGCGGCUCGUCGACGCUCACAAGCCACUCGCGAGCGGCGCGCGGCUCGUCGGCGCUCGCAAGCCACUCUCGCUCCCGGCACCCCUCCCGCCCCGCGCAACGCCGCCCGCUUGGUUUCGUUCUCGCGGUUACUUCUCGAUUACGUGCUUCGCGUGCUGACUGAUUUUCUAUAGCAAUAAAAAUCAAUUACCUAAGAUUUUACAUUAAUAAAGUAAAUUUGGAUUUAUAUACGUUCGAAUUUGGUGUCAUGUACAUUUAAAAUAUUAGAGAAAGGAGAUAACGAUAGGCGAACGAGCCGCGACGCUCGUCGCGGUGUCGGAGCAUUAUUUUCGUCAUUUCUUCGUGUAUAAUAUGUUACAUGAAUCUGUAUACAAUAUGGAUAUAAAUCGUAUUGAUGAAUAAAUUAGUUUUUACGGCAUCUCUUUAUUAAAAUAAUGAUAAUAUCAAACAUUUUGUAAAAAGCGGUGUGUAUGCCCGCCGCCCCGAUUUCGUGCACCAGUGCACUUUAACUUAUUGGAAUAUUACAUUACUAUAACGUACAUAAUACUAUGAGAUAUAUAAUCAUACAGCCUCUUGGGGCGCGCGUGUAUGGCGAUGUAUGUAUACACAUUGUGCAAUGUACAUAUACCUAUUAUAAUACAAUGAUUUAAGACAAGGUUCACAUCGUGCCGUGUGUAUGUGGUAAUAAAUAUAAUAUGGACAUUGUUCAAACAAUAA